UCCACCUGGCACAUGCUGCCCAGCUAUGGGGACCUUUGACCUGUGGACAGAUUACCUGGGUUUGGCACGCCUGGUUAGGGCUCUCAGUGGGAAAGAGGGGCCUGAGACCAGGCUGAGCCCCCAGCCAGAGCCAGAGCCAGUGCUGGAACCAGUGUCAGCGCCGGAGUCAGUGUCAGUGCCAGAGUCAGUGUCAGGGCCGGAGUCGGUCCCAGUGCCAGGACCCAAGGAUCAGAAGCGCAGCCUGGAGUCUUCACCAGCUCCCGAACGCCUGUGCUCUUUCUGCAAACACAACGGCGAGUCCCGGGCCAUCUACCAGUCCCACGUGCUGAAGGACGAGGCCGGCAGGGUGCUGUGUCCCAUCUUGCGGGACUACGUGUGCCCCCAGUGUGGUGCCACGCGUGAGCGUGCCCACACCCGACGCUUCUGCCCGCUUACUGGCCAGGGCUACACCUCCGUCUACAGCCACACCACCCGAAACUCAGCAGGCAAGAAGCUGGUCCGUCCUGACAAGGCGAAGACGCAGGACACAGGCCACCGCCGAGGAGGAGGAGCAGGUGCCUGCACAGGUGGCUGGGGGGACCUGUCCGAGAGUAAUGGCUGA
Molecule: messenger RNA, 601 nt
Organism: Piliocolobus tephrosceles (Ugandan red Colobus)
Lineage: Eukaryota; Metazoa; Chordata; Mammalia; Primates; Cercopithecidae
Gene: NANOS3
Product: nanos C2HC-type zinc finger 3
Exons: 1
Coding region: 26-601 (191 amino acids)
Molecular function (GO): RNA binding; zinc ion binding
Source: RefSeq, a predicted model, not a curated record